Fonsecaea nubica is the source of this 870-nucleotide messenger RNA. RefSeq lists its product as hypothetical. The record is from RefSeq and is a predicted model, not a curated record. The transcript is spliced from 2 exons. NCBI's taxonomy places the organism in Eukaryota, Fungi, Ascomycota, Eurotiomycetes, Chaetothyriales, Herpotrichiellaceae. The coding region runs from base 1 to 870 and encodes 289 amino acids.
AUGAGUGCAAUUCAGGACACCGAGACCAACGAGCCCAUCCAGGUCCUCAUCACCAUGCACGAUGGCAUGGACCUGCUCGACUUUGCCGGCCCGCUUGAAGUUCUCACUCACGCUCAAUACAAUGCCAGCGACCCAGAAAGCAAAGCGUUUGAUGUCACCUUCGCCGCCGCGCAGGAACACGUCCUAACCGCCCAAGGCGUCACAUUGACUGCACACGUCUCCUACAAGGAAGCACACAAGCGUCUCAAGGAAUUCGACGUCCUCGUCGUCCCCGGCGGCAAGGACAAGUGCAUGCAGGUCCUUAAAGACAAGGCCGAACCUACACAAAUCAUCAAGGCAUUCGCCGACGCCCAGACCUCUGACCCCGGGAGGGAGCGGACCGUGCUGGCCGUGGACACGGCGGCACUCUUUUUGGCGAGCCAGGGCCUCCUGCAGGGGCUGGCGGCGACCACACACCCGGACUUCUACAUCAAGCUGGAGAAGGAGUGUCAAGACGCCGCGGCGCGCGAGAUGGGCGAACGCACCGACGUCAUGGAGGAGCGCUACGUGGUGAACAACGCCCGCUUCGACCUGGGCGAGAACCUGGACGAAAACCCCUACGUGUUCAAGAAGAACCGCAAGGGGAGCACCGCCCGCAAGGGCUCCCUGGCUAGGCGGGAGAGCAACCUGAAACACGAGAACCUGGUGCGCCGACAGAGCAUGAAGCUGGGCGGCAUGCGGGUCAUCACCAGCGGCGGCACCAUCAGCGGCAUCGACGCGAGCUUGUACCUCGUCAGCGCCCUUGUCAGCCACGAGACGGCCCAAGAGGUCGCCCGGGUCAUGGGUUACGACUGGGUCAAGGGCGUCGUCGUGGACGCCAUCGAUGUCUAG